Paramisgurnus dabryanus is the source of this 921-nucleotide messenger RNA. RefSeq lists its product as uncharacterized. Lineage: Eukaryota; Metazoa; Chordata; Actinopteri; Cypriniformes; Cobitidae. The record is from RefSeq and is a predicted model, not a curated record.
AAGGACGAAAGGUUGCUGUGAUCUUGACUCCUGAUAUGACUGCUAACCUGUCACUUCUCAUUAGUAAGAGGAAAGAGUGUGGAGUAACUGAAAACAACAAUUACCUCUUCGCGAUUCCUUGUAGUGAUGGUCACUACAGAGGGCAGUUUGGUCAAUUUGCAGAUGCUUGUGGAGCCGAAGAUCCUCAAAACCUCCGAUCAACUAACCUUCGCAAACAGAUCGCCACAAUAAGCCAAGUCAUGAACUUGAAAGAUAAUGAACUGGACCAACUGGCCGAUUUUCUCGGCCAUGACAUUAGGGUGCAUAGGGAGUACUAUCGACUGCCCCAAUCAACAAUUCAGCUGGCUAAGAUCUCAAAGCUGCUUAUGGCUAUGGAAAAGGGAAGUGUGAAGGAUAUUCAGGGAAAAUCUCUGGAUGAAAUUGGUGAUGAUGUAGACAAUAUGGAUACCGGAUCACAGCAACUCCCUAAUGUUUCCACAUCGCAAGACAAUGAAGAAAUGUUGGCUUCUGUGACUCUUGGAUCACCUCACCUCUCUGAGACUGCAGCUCAAGAUGACCAGGGGAGCGCUGCCUGUGUAGCUUCUGGUUCACCUCAUCUCCCUGACUCAGUUACUCAAGGUUCCCGUGUUUCAAGGCGGUGUGUGAAGAGACCAUGGUCUGAGGAGGAGAUACAUGCUGUGAUGAAACACAUGAGACCUUUUAUUGAAAACGGCGUGACUGUCAACAAUGAGCAGUGCCUGAAGUGCAAGGAAAAAGAACAACCCAUCUUGGACACAAGAUCCAUUCAAAACAUUAGGGAUUUUGUGCGCAACAGAGGUUUGGCCUUUAAGAGGCAUUCAAAUGCUAAACAUUAAAUGGACAGAUUGAGCCUUUCCCUUCCCAGGCAUGUUUUGUCAGAAAUAGUUCAGGUAACUUCUUCAA